AUGUCGAUCUUCGAGCGGGAGGCGGGCGACGCGGUGUCGCGCCACGUCAUGGGCAUGCCGGACGCGCCGCUCGACGCGGACCCCGCCCCAGAGCUCGAGGGCGUCCCGGAGGAGCACGCUGAUGACACGUACCUCGCGCCGCCCUCGCCCGCACUCGAGGCGCCCCGGACGCAGCCCGACGCGGACCUGGAGGACGACGUAGACUACGAGGAGGGCGGAGACGACGAAUCCGACGCGGAGUCGGACGACGCGGAGCCGGGGGCGCCGUCCGAGUCCCCAGUGGAUGUUGACGAGGCACCGGCGCCGGUGCCCGCGCCUGCGGAGAGCCCGGCGCCUCCGCAGCGCGUCGCGAAGGAGAAGCGCACCAUAGCUUGCCAGACCGACGAGAUCGACGACCUGGAGAGGUACUGCGUCGACCCAGAGGCGGAAGACAGCUCCCAGGCGGCCGCGGUCUCCACACCGGACCAGGGUCCCACCGCCAGCACUCUCGACCUCGCAGCGCUGCUGAACCGCGGACCAGGCAUCGACCUGAACGCGUUCACGCGCGCCCUCACAGUCGAAGCGAGCCAGGACGCCCGCGGAGACCCCGGGGCGCCGGACACGGAGGCGGAGCUGGACCGCCUGCUGAGCGAGCUGCGGGCGCGCAGGGAGGCCCUCGCGGCGCGGACGGCGUCGGGGCGCGUCCUGGCGACCCCGCCGAGCGCCGGGGGCUCGCAGCGGACGCACGGCUCGCGCGGCAGCUCGGCGCGGCGCACGGAGGGGACGUCGCCGGCGGAGCCCGACACCCCGCGGCGCACCCUGCACGCCGGGGACGUGGGGGAGCGCGACGCGAAGGCCGCGCGGCUGGAGGAGGUCGAGGCGCGGAUCGCGGACCUCGAGGAGCGGCAGCGCGCGGCGGCGCGGGCGCGCGACGAGGAGGCGAGGCUGCGCGCGGCAGGGGUGCACUGCAACCUUCGCGCGAUGGACCGGGCGAGCCGGCGCAAGAUCAUGUCCACGGCGUCGGCGUACCUAGGCCCGGUGAGCGCGCAGGCGAAGCGCGCGCCGUCGCGGGCGGCGUCGCAGGGCGGGAUGCGGACGCCUUCCGUGAAGGGCGCGGGGGAGGGUGGCGGUGGUGCGGGGGGGUCGCGGGACCCGGCGUGGCGGCGGUUGGCGUCGCAGGGCACGGGGCACCUGAAGAAGAAGGACGCGGAGGCGCUGGGCAGCAGCGGGCGGGGCGAGGUGGCGCGGGCGCCGUCGCAGCGACCAGCGCCCGCGGGGACGUGGCGGUGA
Pedinophyceae sp. YPF-701 is the source of this 1269-nucleotide messenger RNA. The record is from the annotation of a GenBank genome assembly. NCBI's taxonomy places the organism in Eukaryota, Viridiplantae, Chlorophyta, Pedinophyceae.